CAAGCGGAACGCGGGAACUUAACCACUCAGCCACGGGCCGGCCCCCAAGGAAUCUGCAUUUCUAACAAGCUCCCCAAAAUGAUUCUGAUGCAGCCAGCCUUGCACCCCUACUUUAGCGAGUACUGGUUAUGAGGCUGGGUGUCUAAGUCACGUCAGUGUUAAAUAGACCUACUGUCACCUCCUUCACAGUAAAAGAGAUGUCUGUGCAAGCCUGUUUGCACAAAGAUUUUUUGCACAAGAAAGCACUAAUGCUUUUUUUGAUCCCCUCCUCUCUAUACAAAGGUGAAGAACUUUUAUUUGAUUUCUAUCCCACCUCGUGUUUAAUGCAUCUGGCCGCAAGGCCCGGAGUUGAGCCAAGGGAGAAAGAGAGGGAGAAAGAAGAGUCGCAAACUCCUUCAGUCGGUGCAGCCAAGCUGCACUUGACACCCCAAGGACCUGCUGCCCACCCCCCACCCCCUCUGGCGUAUAUUUGCAAUGGGCCCUAGGCUGCAUGGGGACCCCGCCCCCAUGCCCCGCUGAUUGGCCGCGCCGGCCCGUUCGUCACGCUCUUUUGUCUCAGUGGGCAGAGGAUAAAAGCAGCCUCGGCUGCCGUGGGAACUGUGCUGCCUCUACUUGGCUACCCCUCGCUGGGCAGCCUUGCGGAGCAGCUCCAUCUGGCAGUCCCGGGUCCCUUAGCGGCCAAAGAGGCGCAGGUCCUUCUCCCCUGCAGGGCGGCGGAGACCAGAGGCGGAAUCCACAGCUGUCAACGCCGGAGCGUCAGCUACCCACCAGCACAGCAUAGGUCAUCAAAACCGAAUGCGAACUUGAAUUCUGUGCGGCUGAUUGCAGAGCUGUCUUGACGCUCUGAGGUCCCGGAUCGGCGUCCCCCGGUGGACAGAGAUCGACUGUACCUCGGAGGCGAGCUUUCUCACGGAGGCCACAGGUUGCAGAGGCUGGAAGUGAAAUAAAGGCGCGCGCUUGUUCCUGAGCUCCUUCUCUACUGAGAUAGGAAAGCAGAGACCCCCCCGCCACGCCUGCAGAUUAGGCUUUUCCAAAAAGCCUGAACAUCUUGUUAUAUUCAGAUACCCGAUCAUCAUCAGACAUGGCUAGCAUCCUUUCUCGCGUGGGUAAUGGCCGGCGGCAGAACGCACACUUGCCGCCUUGGGCCCACUCAAUGCUGAGGUCCCUGGGAAGGAGUCUUGGUCCCUUAAUGGCCAAUAUGGCAGAGAGGAACAUGAAGUUGUUCUCGGGGAGGGUGGUGCCAGCACAGGGGGAAGAAACCUUUGAAAACUGGCUGAUCCAAGUCAAUGGGGUCCUGCCAGAUUGGAAUAUGUCUGAGGAGGAAAAGCUCAAACGCUUGAUGAAAACCCUUAGGGGCCCUGCCCGGGAGGUCAUGCGUUUGCUCCAGGCGGCCAACCCCAACCUAAGUGUAGCAGAUUUCUUGCGUGCGAUGAAAUUGGUGUUUGGGGAGUCUGAAAGCAGUGUGACUGCUCAAGGUAAAUUUUUUAACACUCUGCAGGCACAAGGGGAGAAAGCCUCUCUUUAUGUGAUCCGUUUGGAGGUGCAGCUCCAGAAUGCUAUUCAGGCAGGGAUCAUAGCUCAGAAAGAUGCGAACCAGACUCGCCUGCAGCAGCUCCUUUUAGGGGCUGAACUGAAUGGGGACCUGCGCUUCAGGCUAAAGCAUCUUCUCAGAAUGUAUGCAAAUGAGCAGGAGCAUCUUCCUAAUUUCCUAGAGUUAAUCAGAAUGAUAAGGGAGGAAGAGGAUUGGGAUGACACUUUUAUGAAACAGAAGCGGGCCAAGAGAUCUGAGUCAAUGGUGGAGAGAGCAACCAGCCCAGUGGCAUUUCAGGGCCCUCCACCGAUAGAGAUCGGCAGUGCCAACUGCAACGUGAUAGAGAUAGAUGAUACCUUCAAUGACUCAGAUGAGGAUGUGAUCCUGGUGGAGUCUCAGGACCCUCCACUUUCAUUCUUGAGCUCUCCUCCCCCCAGACGCAGGGCUAGACUUCGGGAUCCAGUGCUAGUCAUUGAUUCCCCCAACAGUUCCCGGGCUCAAUCUCCUUCCACCAGUGGUGGUUCUGGGUCUAAGAAUGAUAGUCUUGGGGAUAUGCUUAGAGCCAGGAAGCGAAAAUACACAAUCCGCUGUUCGUAUUGUGGUGAGGAGGGCCACUCCAAGGAAACCUGUGACGAGAGCAACAAGGCCCAGGUGUUUGAGAAUCUGAUCAUCACCCUGCAGGAGCUGACACACAUAGAGGAGGAGGGGUCAAGAGAGGCCCCUGGCGAACCCAAUGAUCCUUCUGAGCCACAGUGAGGGGCCAGCCCCCAGCCUUAAAUGAACCCUAACCCAUAUUCAGAGUCCAGCAAUGGGAAAACUGGGGAGGGGGGAGCGCUUCUAAUUGCAUGAAUUAAUCCACAAAGCGGCUUUCUUUUGGGGUGGAGGAGAAAGGUCUUGGAUACCAGCACAGUGGAGGGAGAUGGCCUGACCUCUGUUCUUGCUCUUCACUCCUGCCCUCCCCCACUGCCUAAGGGUCUAUUUUCUGUGUGUGCCCAUUUCCUUGAUGGCUUUAUUCUCUUUGUGAAAGUGGCAUAAUUCAUUGUUAACCAUUCAAACAAUAAAGAAAAGUGCAAAAAGUACAAAUUACCCCAAACCCUCCACCCUUAUAGAACCAUUGUCAACCCUUUGAUGAAUGUCCUUCUAGAUAUUUCCCUAUAUCUACAUACCCAGGUAUAUGUAUAGAUAAAAGUGAUCAAAUAUAAGUGCUGUUCUAUAGUCUGUAUUUUUUCACCAAACAAUAUAUGUUGUGGGCUUAUUCUAUGUCA
Messenger RNA from Equus quagga, 2796 nucleotides. RefSeq names its product zinc finger CCHC-type containing 12 (gene ZCCHC12). Gene Ontology annotation, molecular function: zinc ion binding; nucleic acid binding. The record is from RefSeq and is a predicted model, not a curated record. Bases 1082 to 2287 code for a protein of 401 amino acids. Gene Ontology annotation, cellular component: nucleus. The transcript has 4 exons. Lineage: Eukaryota; Metazoa; Chordata; Mammalia; Perissodactyla; Equidae.